CCCUCGCCCACCCCCCCGUCUUGUUUUAAGUGCGCUCUCGAGCGAGGGAGAGCAGGCAGAAAGUGGGGGUCGAUGGAGAAAGCAGCCCCCUACGUCACAGAGAGACGCUCCUCACAGAUAAACACUCGGACACAAAGACGCCAGCAUCUCUGCUCUCACCGCCGUUCUCCCCGCCUCGCCUCCAGAUCAGAGCAGAAACACGCCCACGCACAAACACACAGCCGCAUCCUCCUUUAUUUCAUACCCCCUUCCUCAAAUCUUGAUCUCGGUCGUUGCCGACCCUCAUACCACACCCUACAGCUUUUUAUUUCCUUACCAUUUCUGAGGGAAGGUUGUUUUUGUUGAACCGGAGCCACAGGUAAUCUGAUUUUGCUUGAAACGAGGCGCUACUUGAAGAUGAAGAAGAUCUGGUCCAAGAAAAGAUUUCAGAGAACUGGGCAUUCCACUCGGACAUUUGGCAGAUUCACCCAUGGUGUGUUGUCAGUAUGAGCUUAUUCUCAGCACUUACAGUUUCUUUUUCUUUUUUUCCUUGUUAAUUUGUCUUUUGUUCUAUUGGAGAACCGCUGUAGCCUUUCGUUCUUCUCGGUUUAGCCUUCACCAGCAUGUGUUUCCACUGAUAUUUACUCCAGCACUUAUUAUUUGGUAUAUGGAACUUGUUAUUGCCUAAGUCUACUUGUAUGUUUUGCUGUUUAACUGCACACAAGUGGGCUUUGUUAUUGUACAUCCACCCCCACAAAGUGGUAUUUUUGUAUCGCACUGCUGCCUCUUUGCAAAAAGCACAAUCCUCAUGUGGAAAACAUCUAUCCCUUCUCAUUUGUGCCAUAAUAUUUGGGAAUGUUUGUGCAACUGAUGGCUCAAACCAAAAGCAGAUACUUUAACUCCAAACCUCAUUUAGAAUCCAAUCCAAGCUUUACGCUUUCCUUGUAUAUUCAGCGCUCUCUCUGCAAUGUGUUUAACUUCAUGACAUUCAGACGGGUGGAUCUACAUACCCAGAGCCGCAAAAGGCGCACACUCUCUAAUGGUGAUUGUUCUUUUCUUGUGGUCGUGCAAUGAUCUAAUCAGGAUUUUUGACUUGAUGCGAGGCGCAAUGAGGUGCAACCCAUUUUGUGGUUGUCGUCCUCCUCCUCUCCCGCAGACUCUCUAACCAGUAAACAUAUCUGUCAGCCACCCAGCAGUUUGGCUGGUGAUUUUUAGACUCUAAUGGGUACGAAGAGGAUUGGUCGUGUGGGUGAGAGAGAUGCUGGUUUCCAUAGUAACGGUGCUCUCCCGUCUGCCCUCUCUUGCUGCCACUAUGGAAGCGAAGUUUUCCGCUCCUGCCGAAAGCAAAGCUAUGACUCUGAGACGACAGAAGAUGAAACGACUGAACCUCAGAUGGAAACCAAGGAAGGGCCCGGGAGGCACCAAGACAAAGCCGGACGGAAAGGACCAUCGGGUGAAGGAGGACGGAUGAUGGACUAUAACCCGGACGCUUCGGAUCGCAGGGCCACGCUCCCCGGCACCUACGACCCCGUGGUGGAGCGGGAGCUCCGGGCUUUGGGUUCCCGCCCGCCGGGACCGCAUUUGGACCCCUCAAACCCAGCAAGGAACAAAACUCCUGAGGCAUCCCGGGGGUUCUCCUCUCAUGUCCUCCCAUCCUCUACCCAGCCAGCGUUAAUCAAAAACCUUGACAAAGACAAAACUGAAGACCCCGAAGCAUCUAAGACUUCUGGCAGUGGCAGCGUUAUCAUGACUCCGAAGCUGGCUCGCGCCGGACCCAAGAUCUUUGACAAGGUGCGGGCCUUUGAGGAGCGAAGAAGGAGUGUGGAUCUGCCAGAAGGGGCGGCGUCCGUGGACUCGGAUGACAGGAAGAAGACAGGAGGCCCCAGCAAGGAGGAGGGGAAUGUCCUGCAGGGAGUAGCUCAAAAGAGAGCAGCAUUCCAGCAGCGGGCCUCCUCGCUGGAGGACAAGACCACCUACUCCCAGAGGGUUCAGAGCUACCAGAACAAGUUUGCCGAGGAGCUCCAGAGGAUCAAGAAACUUGUGGGGAAAUCCAGCCUGAAGAAGGCGUACUCCACUGAGCAGCUGUCGCAGAAGGAAAGGAUCCACUCGGGGAAAAUAGAGCCCAUUCCUCAGCAUGUGGUGCGGAAGCUGGAGGCCAGGGAGCAGGCUCUGGAGGGGGAACGGGAUGGGACACCCCAGGUUCCUGCACCGUUCCCCGCCGGACCUCUAGGCCACCGGAGGGAGAAUCCUCGUUGGGACAAUGUGGCACAGGCGGCCGGAGGCUCAUCCCGAGAAAGCUUUGGGAAAAGCUUGGUUGCCAUGGAAACGGAAGCAGUUCACCAGUUGCCAGGACAACCACUGGCAACAGCAGCCAGGAAAAGUCUAAACAGUGAAAGUCUUCGGAGCUCACCAGCAGAUGACAAACACACACUUCUUCCCACUUCCUUCAAGUCUUCAUCCUCCUCCAGAGAUGCGGGAACACAUUCAACCACAGACACCAAGAUGGAAAACAAAUCACAUCAUGGAUACUCAAACUCAACUGGGAAGAGAUCAUCCCCUGUGCCGUCGGGGGAACCGUCGUCCCAACAUCCGCCCAAAUCCAACCGGCCUUCGCCGGCGCUCCCUCCUGCGGUUAGCCCCUUAUUGAAGAAGAGGAGGGCUGAGGUGGGACGGGUCUCUCUGGCUUUGAAAGUCACCAUCCCCAACAUCCUGGUGGAGGACGAGCCCAUGGAGGAGGAAGGUCCAACAGAUGACAACAAAGGCAAACACCGAACCGGACGAAGGGAAGGUCGAGUACGCACAAACAAGCAAGGCCAGACAAUGUCUGCAGAGGAAGAAAUCGGUCAUGUGCAGCGUGGGAAAUCAUCUUCAACUGUAAUGGUCAGCAGUCCAGUGCAGUCGGAUGAAGAAUAUCUUAGUCCUCAGGAGGAGAAGAUGGAGGCUGGAGACUCACCGUCCUUGAAUAAAGGCAUCUCCUUCGGGGAACCUCCCUCAUUUCAGGUGUCCCCUUGUGACCAGGCAGUGAUCGAGGGUCAAGAGGUUGUUAUAGCAGCAAAAAUCCGAGGGCAUCCCAAACCCACGGUGUCAUGGCUGAAGGACAGAGCGGCGGUGAAGGCGGGGGGCCGCUUUGCUGUGCGAGAGACGGCAGACGGCACUUGUGAAAUGAGAAUCAGCGCCGCUCACAGGUCAGACGCAGGACUGUAUGUUUGUAAGCUCCACAGUGAGCGUGGAACCAAGCAGGUGGAGUGCAGAGUAGAAGUCAAAGCAGCAGCAGCUCCGAUAGAGCUCAGAAUCACCAGAGCCGCUGAAGACGUAGCAGUCAAGGCUGGGGAUUCGGCCAUCUUUGAGUGCCACAUCACUGGGCCACCAGAUGUGGAGGUUGACUGGCUGUCUGAUGGAAAGCUCAUCCAGCCAGCGCUGCUCAACUGCAAGAUGCAUUUUGAUGGAAAGCGGUGCCGCCUAAUGCUGAAUUCAGUGCACGAGGAUGACAGUGGGACAUACACCUGCAAACUGAGCACUGCCAAAGAGGAGCUGACCUCAAACGCAAACCUGAGAGUUGCUCCAUCCAGAGAACCUCUGUUCACUCGCAAACUGGACAUCCUGGAGGUCAUCGAAGGACGCACCGCACGCUUUGACUGUAAGGUGAGCGGAUCACCUGCCCCGCGAGUCACAUGGAGGCAUUUUGAGACACGAGUGGAAGAGAAUGAUAACAUUCGCAUCCUUCAAGAAGGAGGUCGUCACUCACUUGUCAUCUCCCACGUUAGCAGCGACACGGAGGGUUUCUACACCGCAGUCGCUCAGAACGUUUACGGAAAGUCCGAAUGCACUGCAGAGCUGUAUGUGCAGGAAUCACGGGCUGCCAUCUCCUCCCACAUGGCCAAGUUAGAGAAGAUGCCAUCCAUCCCUGAGGAGCCUGAGGUUCUGGAAAACGAGUUGGAAAGAAGAACCAUGCCAGAUUUUGUCAAGCCUCUGGCGGAUGUGGAAGUAGUCGAAGGGAAGGAAGCCGUGCUGAAAUGCAAAGUGUCUGGCCUGCCCUACCCAACCAUCGCCUGGUACCACAACGGCAAACGCAUUGAGAGCAGCGAGGAGCGCAAAAUGACUCAGCACAGGGAUGUCCACAGUCUGGUCAUCCGGGGCGCCUGCCACGCUCACGGGGGCGUCUAUAAGGCAGUUAUAUCCAACAAAGUGGGCAAGUCGGCCUGCUACGCUCACCUCUACGUUACGGAUAUUGUUCCUGACCCUCCGGAUGGUCCUCCGGUUAUUGAGGCCAUCACAGGGAAAACCAUAACCCUCAGCUGGAAGCGACCGAAGAGGCUCGACCCUUCACUGGAUGCCAGCUCGUUGCUGUUCAUGGUCCAGCAGCAGCCUCUGGGAUCCAUCCAGUGGUCUGUUGCGGCAUCUAACCUGAAGGAGACAAAUCACACUGUCACCUCCUUAUCCAAGGGAGUCCGUUACGCCUUCAGGGUCCUGACAUCGACCGGGAAGACUCUGAGCAAACCAUCCCCCUCCACUGAUCUGGUCCAGCUGCUGGACAAAGGGCCAUAUUUGAGGAAGGCGCCAGUUAUUCUGGACAAACCCGACAUUGUGUUUGUGGUGGAGAACCAACCUGCUAACAUCACUGUCACGCUGAACCACGUACAUGCAGUAGUGACCUGGAAAAGGAGGGGAGUUGCAUUGAUUAACAGACUGGGAAUGUAUGAGAUGAGCAUGCCAGACGACGAUCAACACACCCUGAGGAUCCAGCGGGUCAGGACCUCUGACAUUGGCCAGAUGGUGGUCACCGCUAGCAACCAGUUUGGCAGCGACCUCUGCACACUGCAGCUGGCCAUGGCGGUUCUUCCUAAAUUUGAAUCUAUCAUGGAGGACGUUGAUGUGCAGGUUGGGGGAACGUUACGUCUGGCUGUGGUAGUGGAGGGGAAACCAGAUCCGGAUAUUCUGUGGUUUAAGGAUGAUCUCCUUCUCUCUGAGAGCAGCCACUUCACGUUUGUGUAUGACGACCCGGAAUACUCCCUGGUCAUCUUGAGCGCCAAGCAGGAACACUCAGGCGUGUACACCUGCACCGCCAAGAACGUGGCUGGCUCCGUGUCCUGCAAGGCCGAGCUCACGGUUCACACAGAACGAAAAGCGGCAGCCGAGCCAGUGGAGGACGAGGGGACCAUUCUGAGGAAGAUGAGGCGUUUGACGGAUUAUUAUGAUGUUCACAAGGAGAUAGGGAGGGGGGCCUUCUCUUAUGUGAAGAGAGCGACGCUGAAGUCGGAAAAGGCGGAUUUUGCGGCUAAAUUCAUCUCCGCCCGAGGAAAGAGGAAAGCUUUGGCCCUCAGGGAGAUGGAUCUGCUUUCUGAGCUGGACAACAACCACAUCCUUUACUGUCAUGACGCUUUUGAGAAGAAGAACAUAGUGGUGCUCAUCACAGAAUUAUGUCACGAAGAAAUGUUGGACAGGAUGGCCAGGAAAUCGACCGUCAUGGAGAAGCUGAUUCGCAGCUGUGUCCAACAGAUUUUGGAGGGGCUUGGAUAUCUUCACCAAAAAAAUAUAGCUCACCUUGAUGUGAAGCCUGAAAAUAUUUUAAUGGCCAGUCCAGGUAGUGACCUCAUCCGCAUAUGUGACUUUGGGAAUGCCAUCAAAUUGGACACUUCAGAGGACUAUUACUGCAAAUACGGCACACCGGAGUACGUUGCUCCAGAGAUCAUUAACCAAACUCCAGUUUCCAUGGCCACAGACAUAUGGCCUGUCGGAGUCAUCACUUAUCUCUGUCUGACUGGGGUGUCUCCGUUUGCCGGUGAGAAUGACAGAGCCACCGCGCUGAACAUCAGGAACUACAACGUGGCGUUCGAGGAGGGCAUGUUUUCAGAGCUCUGCAAAGAGGCCAAAGGAUUCGUCAUCAAGCUUCUGGUGGUGGACAGGCUGAGACCAAAUGCCAUAGAGUGCCUUCGUCAUCCAUGGUUCAAGUCACCUACAAAUAAGAGCAUCAGCACAGCUAUGCUAAAGCAGGUUAUUGCUAGAAGGCGCUGGCAGCGUUCCCUUAUCAGCUAUAAAUCCAAAAUGGCAUUAAGGUCCAUCCCAGAGCUCCUCAACGACUCCUCCAGCCAUGUUUCAAUCGCUGUUGCUCGACAUUUGAAGGAAGGCUCCCCACCUCCUUCUUCCUCGUCCGAUUCAGACGCAGAUGUGGACGAGCUUCCGUUUAUUCCGAUGCCCCUGUCCAUGGUUUUCUCUGGAUCCAGGGUCUCGCUUAAUGAGAUCCCAGGGGACGAGGAUGUCAGAUGGCCGACUGUCUACGUUAAUAGUACAAGGACGAAGGAAAAUAUGGAUGUAGAUGGUUCUGCGGCAAAGGGGAAUAAAAAUAUUACAGAUGAAGUGGAAACUCAAAAUGAGGAGAGAACAGAAAAGGCUAAACGAGAAGACCUGAAGAAAGGAUCAGGCAUAGAGUCUAAUGAAGCACAGACAAGAGCCAGGAGGGCUACCAUGAGGAGAGGCAGCUCUGCUGAUUCAGCUCUGCUUCUCCAUGUAGAUCCAGAGGAAGGAAAUGCAAAUGAAGACUCAGAGGCAGGUACGAAGAGCCUAAAAAAGGCUGUUUCUAUGGAACUGCCCAAUCGCAGCCCAAGCCCAGGGGCUACAAAGUUAAAUCAGGAGGAUUAUACCUUAAAAUUAGAGCUAAUGAGGCAACGGCUGCUCAGGGGAGGAAGUGUUGAUAAAAAAUUGAGUGGCCUACGGGGGCCGCUGUUUGAAACCCUUGGCAUAGAUGAGGAAAGGCAGACGGGGUCUCUUGAGAGAAGUUUGAGAAGAUCCAGAGCAGGACCCUCAACACUUACCAAAGCAGCAUCUUCUGAAAGCUCAGGAGAAGACACACCAAAGACCAAAGUUUUUUGUAAAAGUGUUUCCUUCUCACAGGGGGAUUCAGAGCCCAUGUCCCUACACCGUAGGUUUGGAGCCCCCUUAGAGAUUCCAUCUGCUUCCACUGCUCAGACAGAAGGGAAGAAACUGCAGGAGGCAAUUUCAAUGUCUGCGCUGACUGAACAAGCAACACUGGAGUCUGAAGCAAACUCACCCAAAGAAAAAGCUUCCUUUGCUCUCCCAGCAACAGAAAAAAUGGACCAAGAGCAAAACAAUUGCAAUGUGAAAGGUUCAGAUAUAGAUGAAGCAACAGAGAAAAGGACCAAAGCUGAUUCUGAAACAUCUAUUAUUACUCCUAAAAUUGUUAUAGAAGAGAAAGAGAAAGAAAACAGCAUGAAUGAAAAGGUUAGAGUUUCCACACUAUCUGAAAAAUCAACCAAGGGCCAAUCAAAAUCCUUUGCUGCUGCACACAAGCCAAAUGACUCAGAUAUAUCUUCCUUACCUGAGCAUCCAGCUGUAUUUGCCAAAGUAGCAACAGAAGACAGACCUGCUGGUUCUCCUUCCUCGUCUUCAAACCCCGAUCUUACCAUCAUCCCUCGCCAACCCGUUCUCAGAACAGACAUCAAAAACAUUGAUUCAGUGGAAGUCUUUGAGGCCAAGUUUAAGAAGCGUGAGUCAUCCUUAACCCGUGGCCUCCGCAAACUGACCAGAAACAAGUCUGAGGAGAAAUCCCCGGUGUUGAGCCGAAAGACUGUUGAAGGGGGUGAGGACAUUUACAGGCCAGGGCCGAGAGGGGCGCCACUUGAAAUAGCAUCCAAGGGAAUUCCAGAGAAAUCUAAAUCUGCCCAAGACUUAAGAGAGGUAGAUCAGGAAACAGGCCUUGGUCUGAUCGGGAGGUUUUCAUUGAAAGGAAAGAGGUCGACAUCUACUGAGAAAAAGGAGGAAAAGCAACCAAAUGUACAAGAAACUGCUGUAAGUAAGAGGGUUUCAUGGGCUGUUGGUCGCAGUAAGUCUCUGGACACAAAGGAUCUGGAUGCUUCUGGAGCAAGGAAGCGGUCUGAAGAGCAACAAUCUGGGAAAGCUGAGGAGUCCUCGGUUUCUGCCAUGAGACGAAAGUUUGAGUCCAAAGUGGCGGGAAUCUCUGCAAAAUUUAGGAGCCAAUCAGAAGAGAGAAAGGCUAAAGAGGCUGGAGGAAGUCAGAAAGACCUUGAGCAAAGGGAUCUCAACAAGGUCUCAGAAUCCCCUGUUCUUACAAUACGUCACAAGUUUGAGAACAAAGUGGCGGGAAUAUCCUCAAAAAUCCGCAGUCAGUCAGAAGAAAGGAAAGUAGACGGAGAGGGUAGGAACACACCUCUGUUUGCUCGGCACCGUCAUUCCCACUCUGAAGGUCGUGGACUCAAAGGAAUGGGUAUCCCUGAAAAUCAGCUGGCAAAACAAACCGGUGCUGCUGCAUCGAAGGAAUCCAUUGAGUCCAACUCCAGCAUCCAUUCCGAUAAAGCCUCGGAGGGUGACAGACGGUCGCGGUGGGACCGGUGGGGCUUAUCCAGAACCAGGAGAGACAAAACUCCCUCCCAAUCUGACUUACCCUCAACUGCACCCAAAGAGGAAGGUCUGACAAAAAGCCAGCAGUUCAUCCGCUCUGCUUCUGAUUUUGCUCCGGUGUUCCACAUCAAACUGAAGGACCAUGUCCUAUUAGAGUGGGAAGCUGUGACUCUGAGUUGCCUUCCAGCUGGCAGUCCACCCCCACAGAUUACCUGGAUGAAGGAUCGGAAACUGUUAGAGGUGACGGACAACCGGAUCAAGCUGCUGAACCACCCAGACGGCAGGCAGCUUCUGACCAUUCAGAAGUGCAGCCACAGAGACGCUGGGGUGUACGAAUGCGUCGCUACCAACCCAAUCGCUACUGUCACCACCUCCUGCACGCUUUCUAUAGCUUCUGUUCCAAAGCGACCCGGAACCCCUGAAGUGGCUCAGACUUACAACAACACGGCUCUGGUGCUGUGGAAGCCGUCGGACACAAAAUCUCCCUGCAGCUACUCUCUGGAACGGAGAAGUGAAGCUGAUUCUAACUGGGUAACUGUGGCCACUGGGAUAGCAGAUUGUUACUACAAUGUCACUGACCUGCCACUAGGGGGGGCCAUUAGGUUCAGAGUCUCCUGCGUCAGCAAGGCAGGACAAGGUCCUCACAGCAACUGCUCUGCUCCGGUCAGCCUGGACUCAGCAGACGGAGGAGCUUCACCUGCAGUCGCUGUAGUAAAAAUAGUCCCAACUCCACCUGAACCAGCACUGAAACCUAACCCAGAUGUCAAAGUCAUCUCCACCAUCUCAACCUCUCCUCCUCCUCCGUCUGCCCUGACCUCUGACCCUCCCACAGGUCCUCCAUCACCGCCUGCUAGCAUAACCCCAGAGGAAAAGCAAAGCAGCGCUCUGCCUUCCUCUAGCACAGUCAAAGCCUCUCCGUCCUUCAUCUUGUUCAAGCCCCAGAGUCCGAUAAACGUGGUGACCCCUAUGACCCAAACCCCGCCUCCUCUUGUAAGCCUGCCCUCUACCCCUACCAAACCUUUGGUUGCAUCCGUACCCAGCUACGUCCCCACCACUGCCGCCACGGCACACGUGGCUCCCGCCCCGGUGUCUUUUUCCCCACCGGUCCUCCAGGCCUCCAGCUUGAGCCCCAUUGCAGAGGGUGCCAACACCCCGACCAGAAGCACCCCAUCUGAACGCAACACGCCCUCUACUGCUCUGAGACAAGGAGUUCCACAGAAACCAUACACCUUCCUGGAUGAGAAGGCCAGAGGUCGGUUUGGGGUGAUCCGUGAGUGCAGGGAGAACGCCACCGGAAAGAUCUACAUGGCCAAAAUCAUUCCCUAUAGCCAGGAGAGCAAGCAGAAAGUGCUGAAGGAGUACGAGAUCCUAAAGUCGCUUCAUAAUGAGAAGGUCAUGGCUCUCCACGAGGCCUACAUCACACCACGGUACCUGGUGUUGGUGGCUGAGUACUGCACUGGCAAAGAGCUGCUGUUCAGCCUCACUGACAGGUUUCGGUUUUCGGAGGAUGAUGUAGUUGGCUACCUGGUUCAAAUCCUCCAGGCGGUGGAGUACCUCCACAGCCGCAGAGUCCUCCAUCUAGACCUAAAGCCUGAGAACAUCCUGGUGACCAGCCUUAACGUGGUUAAGAUUGUAGACUUUGGCAGUGCUCAGAGUUUCAACCCCCUCAACCUGGAACCCCAGGGCACAGGAGCAGGAACCCUGGAAUACAUGGCUCCCGAGAUGGUCAAAGGGGAAGUCGUCGGUCCUCCUGCCGACAUUUGGACCGUUGGAGUCGUCGCCUACAUCAUGCUUAGUGGUCGACUGCCCUUUGAAGAUAAGGACCCUCGGCAAGUUGAAUCUAAAAUCCUGAUGGCCAAGUUUGACCCUAGCAAACUCUACCCAAAUGUUUCCCAAAGUGCCUCAGUUUUUCUCAAGAAGAUGUUGAGCAGUUAUCCAUGGGCUCGUCCAACCACGCGGGACUGCUUCACCCAGGCCUGGCUGCAGGACUCAUACCUGAUGAAGCUCCGGAGGCAGACGCUCACCUUCACCUCCAGCCGACUCAAGGAGUUCCUGGUGGAGCAGCAGAGCUGUCGCACGGAGAGCGCCACCAAGCACAAGGUGCUGCUGCGCACCUACCAGGGCUCGCCACGCAGCCCAGCAUCUGGCACCGCGCCACACCUACCCAGCCCCAAGUGAACACUGGGCAGGAGUCGCCCCAACAGAACCACUGCUGAUACCAAGCACCGCGGGCAGACAGUUGGACCCACACGGGAGUCCAUGUGCUACCUGCAGACCACAGAGAAUACAUUCAACUCAUAAACUCCUUAUAAACUGUAUUAAAAGGACAGGAAGACUUUUGGUUUUAGCCUCUUUGUCGUUUUGUUAAUUCUGACAUUGCAGUUUAAUUUGCCCUACAUUUGAUAUCCAGUGGUGGGCACACUUCCACUAAUGUGCUAGCAGAGGAGCUAAUUUUUCAUUCAGCAAUUUACUAACCCAGAAAAGUGCACUUAGCUUUCCCUAAUUUAAUAUUUCCAAAUCAAUUCUAAAGCUCUAAUUUAUUCGGUUGUUGUGUAAACUUUCAGUUGAAAAACGUUUGACAUCUGCUACCGGUUCUGUUUCCCCUCCUGACUUUCUUUUUUACCAAAUAGCUUUAAAGCAAACGGGAAACAUACAGGAACAAAAUAAUAUGCAGCCCAGAACAAGAUAAAAAAUGUAACUGAAUUAUAGACAAAUGGAAAUUAUGUCAAAAUUAAACUGGUUCUUGAGGGUUGUAGCCUCUUGCUAAUGCUAAACCAAAACUUAAGUUGGUACUUUAGCAUUAGCUUCCACUAAAUACAAUGUUGGUGUUGUGCAUCAGCAUCAGCGGAACUAAUUAGGGCUUUAGGUUUAGCGCAGCAAACUUUUCAGUUAGCGGUGCCCACCACUGUUGAUACCAAGAUGCUUUCUUUAGUAGUUUUAUCUUGAAAACACAUUUUUGUCACGCAGUUUGGCGGUAAUCGUCAUGCUAAUGUACCACUAUUAAAGCUGCUAACUUUAUUCUGCAUUUUGUCUCAUUUUAAGACAUCAAAAAUAUUGCUUUUCCCUUCUUUAAAAGAUGUUUACUUUUUUUUAAUGUUAAUUUAUUUGCAUGUGUGUGCACAUCUUUGAGUCACUUUUCGAUAUAACUAUAAGGCGGAAUAGAAAAAAAAAAA
Xiphophorus maculatus (southern platyfish) is the source of this 11525-nucleotide messenger RNA. It is a transcript of the gene spega, whose product is annotated as SPEG complex locus. Gene Ontology annotation, molecular function: ATP binding; protein kinase activity; protein binding. The coding region runs from base 1201 to 10530 and encodes 3109 amino acids. Lineage: Eukaryota; Metazoa; Chordata; Actinopteri; Cyprinodontiformes; Poeciliidae. Gene Ontology annotation, biological process: protein phosphorylation. The transcript has 40 exons. The record is from RefSeq and is a predicted model, not a curated record.